Messenger RNA from Prinia subflava (tawny-flanked prinia), 3895 nucleotides. RefSeq names its product phosphatidylserine synthase 1 (gene PTDSS1). Bases 134 to 1558 code for a protein of 474 amino acids. Lineage: Eukaryota; Metazoa; Chordata; Aves; Passeriformes; Cisticolidae. The record is from RefSeq and is a predicted model, not a curated record. The transcript is spliced from 13 exons. Gene Ontology annotation, molecular function: L-serine-phosphatidylethanolamine phosphatidyltransferase activity. Gene Ontology annotation, biological process: phosphatidylserine biosynthetic process.
UGCCCUCGGCGGGACGCGGCGCGGGCGGGCGGCCGGGCUGGUUCGGGCCGCGCCGGUUCUGGCUGCGCCGCCCCUGGCUGCGCCGCCCCGCGCAACUACAGCUGCACUGGGACGAGGAGAGAGAGGGGCCGAGAUGGUGUCGUGCGUGGGGAGCCGGACCCUGAGCAAGGACGACGUAAACUACCGCCUGCACUUCCGCAUGAUCAACGAGCAGCAGGUGGAAGACAUCACGCUGGAGUUCUUCUACCGCCCGCACACCAUCACCCUCCUCAGCUUCACCAUCCUCAGCCUCAUGGCCUUCGCCUUCACCAGGGAUGAUUCUGUACCAGAGGAUAAUAUUUGGAGAGGUAUCCUCUCUGUGAUUUUCUUCUUUCUAAUCAUCAGUGUUCUAGCUUUUCCUAAUGGACCCUUUACACGUCCUCACCCUGCUCUAUGGAGGAUGGUUUUUGGUCUCAGUGUGCUCUAUUUUCUGUUCCUGGUGUUCGUGCUCUUCCUUAACUUUGAGCAGGUAAAAGCAGUGAUGUACUGGCUGGACCCUAAUCUUCGAUAUGCCACAAGGGAAGCAGAUAUUAUGGAGUAUGCAGUGAACUGUCACGUUAUCACCUGGGAGAGAAUCCUCAGCCACUUUGAUAUAUUUGCUUUUGGACAUUUCUGGGGCUGGGCUAUGAAGGCUUUGCUGAUCCGCAGCUAUGGGCUGUGCUGGACUAUUAGCAUCACCUGGGAGCUCACUGAGCUCUUCUUCAUGCACCUUCUGCCUAAUUUUGCUGAAUGCUGGUGGGAUCAAGUCAUUUUGGACAUCCUGCUUUGUAACGGGGGUGGCAUCUGGUUGGGCAUGGUAGUUUGUCGUUUCUUGGAGAUGAGGACCUAUCACUGGGCAAGCUUCAAGGACAUUCACACAACCACAGGGAAAAUCAAAAGAGCUGUAUUACAGUUCACCCCGGCCAGCUGGACCUACGUCCGCUGGUUUGAUCCAAAGUCUUCAUUUCAGAGAGUGGCUGGAGUGUACCUUUUCAUGAUUAUUUGGCAGCUAACUGAGUUGAACACAUUCUUUUUGAAACAUAUCUUUGUGUUCCAAGCAAGCCACCCUUUAAGCUGGGGGAGAAUUCUCUUCAUAGGAAUCAUUACAGCACCCACUGUAAGGCAAUACUAUGCUUACCUCACAGAUACACAGUGCAAGAGGGUGGGAACUCAGUGCUGGGUGUUCGGGGUAAUUGCCUUCCUCGAAGCUAUUGUGUGCAUAAAGUUUGGACAAGAUCUUUUUUCCAAAACACAAAUACUGUAUGUUGUGUUUUGGCUUCUCUGUGUGGCCUUUACAACUUUCCUGUGUUUAUAUGGAAUGGUUUGGUACGCAGAGUACUACGGCCACCGAGAAAAGACCUUAUCAGAAAGUGAAGACAGUCCAUACAGUCCAGAUGCUUCCUGGCUUCAUUCUAAAUUCAGCAGAGCAGGUGCUGACAAUAGUCCACCAAAACAUUCAGUUAAUAGUGAAAGCCAUUCAUCUAGAAGGAGGAAUCGACAUUCCAAAUCAAAAGUAUCAAAUGGAAUUGGCAAGAAAUAAGAAUGGUGUCUAAAGACAUCCUACAGUUUGACCAGAAGUGACAAAGAAGAUCAGACCUGGCUCUGAAUUACCAAAUGGAAGAUCCAUUUUUUAAUUAAAGUUUAAAAAAGGAGGUGUUGAAGAGAAAGAUGAUGAAGAUGAAGCCACCAGUGUACUGCAGACCGUUGCCUGAUGACACUUGCCAUUCACUGAUGUAAAUCUAGUUUCUUCAGCAUGUGGCACCAAAAGUUCAUGAAGGGUAUACUGGAAAAAAUGUUAUUUUAUCAUAGCAGGUACUCCUUGUUUUGUGUUCAGGUGUUGCAAGCUCAUUUUUAAUAUCUCAGUUGAGGCCUUAAACCCAAAGGUUUGUAAACUGAUAGUCAGUUGGCAUAGUUGAUUGGAUUUUUUUUGUUUGGUUUAUUGUGUUGUUUUCUAGAAGAGUAUGCAACCCUUUUGACUACUCUGCCCUUCUUUCUCACUCUCACAACAAAACUUUGCCAUGCAACUGUUAGUAUUUAAAAUUUCAUAUUGCUUGCCUUUUGUUUAAAGGUUCUCUAGGCCUUAAGUCAGGGUUUUACUAGGAAAGAAAUGGGUCCAGGUUUCUUGUAAAGCAUGUGAACUUGAUCUUCAAACACAGAGGUUUUUUUGUUUUACAUUGUCCUCCUGCUUGAGUCAUACAUUUUUGAUUUUUUUGAAGUUUUUAAAAUAUAUAUAUAAAAAUCUGCUUAAUAAUAGAGGGCCGUGCUGUCUAUCCUCAGUGACAGAGGUCAUGUUAUUUCAUUGUUUUUCCUCCUCUAUUGUGGUAUGUUUUGCAUUUUCAAGUGUAAAUUUGUGUUUUUUUUCAUCUGUGCCACAUUGUGUACAAUGUUUCUUUGUACUUCCUUCUAUUUGCUUCCAUUCUAGCUGGACCCAGAAAUCCUAUUUUCAGAUGAUAUCAGAAACUGCUUUGAAGGCUCAGAUGCCCUACUGAGCUUGGUGAUAGGGCAGUUUUUUGCUGAAGUUUCUUACUAUCUCCAUAAACAUAAUUAUUUGUGAAGACUUGCUGUGGUCUUUGGUGUCUGAGAGGCAGCACGAUGUCACUGUGAUAGACCCCAUUGCUGUGUGUUUCCUAUUGUGCAUCAGAUACUCAACAGCAAAGUCACUCUUGCAGGUUUGGUUGUUUUGAUUUUUUUUGGUUUUUUUUUUGAGAGAGGAGUGGUUUACUUUUUUUCUGGGUGUUCUUUUGGGGUUUUUUAAUAUAUUAAUUGUGACAUCUAGCAAAGUGGAUAAUUCUCCAGCAGUGAAUGUAAUAAUUAAUUAAGUCAAGAGGUAAGAAAUCAUGAGCAAUCAGUUUCUGUGUUAAGUUGUCAAAAUGUUUUAGUGCCAAUUAAAUUUUGGUAUUCAAGGCAUUCAGAGGGGUAGGUAGCUUAAGCAAGGAUAAGUAAUGCCCAUUAGUUACUUAGUCUUUAUAAGAAAAUGGGAUUUCCUUUUUCUUUGACUGAUGUUACUGUGAUUUGCCACAGGCUAGGUACUAAAGAAAAAAUGCAGCAGAGACUUUAUACAAGUGUAUGAUACUGUAAAUAGAAGAAAGUAUGCUGUGUAAUCCAUCAAUUCCUAUGUGCCACAGAUUAUCAGUGUUUUCAAUGCACUUAAGUGUUGCUGCUGAGCUCCUCAGAGGCCUUUAAUUUCCUACCCUGCUUUUCAAUCAAACAUGGAGUGUACAACUUUGAAAGUAAUGUGGUAGAAGCUGCUAUAUCAUCAUUGCUGCAGUGACAUUUAUUGUAACAUGAAAAAAUAUGUUAGGAAGACUUCCAGGCUCUCCUACAACUACUUGGUUUUCAUUCAUACUGUAGCGAUUCCAUAUAUUGCCUUUGUAUUUGUAGUGUACUACACAUUGAUGAAUGUAUUUGUAGAUUUCUUUGGAUACUGAGACUUGGUACUUCUUUUAUUUCCUUGGUUAAAAACUCAGUCUGUGUAAGACUGAAGAGUGGCAUUGUAAAUUUUCUAUUGAUUCAAUACCAAAGUAAGAGGUUUGAAAUCUAAUGGUUUAGGUAUUUUAAGUACUAUGGUUUUCCAAUGUGAGAGCCUGUUUUGUACUUGCAAGUGGUAUACACUUUAACUAUGUAUACAGAGCUUACAUGUGUAAACAGAUACUGAAGUACAACAUCUACCUGCCUGUGGGGACAAGCACACGUUUUGUAAAUGCAGACCUGGUGCUCGCAUUGCUGAACUGCACCCUAAAAAUAUUGGAAAGAGAAAUAUUGAAAUGUCAUCUUGUUGGAAGCUGACUUCUGUGUACUAUUACAACAACUUGGUCUUGAAGAAAUGUUGUUUGACAACACAUUUAAAUUAUUUCCAAUUAAGUCUUUUUACUUUAAA